This is a messenger RNA of Medicago truncatula (barrel medic), 3945 nucleotides long. RefSeq names its product transcription factor LHW. Lineage: Eukaryota; Viridiplantae; Streptophyta; Magnoliopsida; Fabales; Fabaceae. The transcript is spliced from 10 exons. The coding region runs from base 771 to 3536 and encodes 921 amino acids. Gene Ontology annotation, biological process: regulation of DNA-templated transcription. The record is from RefSeq and is a predicted model, not a curated record. Gene Ontology annotation, molecular function: protein dimerization activity; DNA-binding transcription factor activity.
GCUUCACAAUCCGACAAAACCAUUUUCUUCUCCCAAUGUCUCAGACUCAAUGGCUCCCUUUGUAAUAUUCCUUCAAAACCGUUCCCUUUUCUUAACAACCCUCAAUAACAACAACACUCACUUCCAUUUAUUUUCAGUUUCACAUCAAAGGGUCUUCACUUCAAACUGUCUUUGAGAAAAACACACAACAAAAAAACAUAACACAAAGAGAAAGAACAUAACAUAACACAAGAGAGCUAUAGCAACAGUUUUUUAGUUUCUACUUCGAUUUAGCUACGAAAAAACAAACCUUUUGUGUUUAACCAAUUUUUUGAUAUACCCUUUUUCUGUUAACCAUUUUUUUCAUCUAAAAUGGAGAAAAUGAUACCUCUUAACAACCUUGAAUCUCGUGGGAUAGUGUAGUUUUCAUCAAAGUUUUCAUCUUUGUUUGUUUUUGCUACAAGCUUGUUCUGUAGUUAUUGUUCUUCUUUCUUUCUCUACUUUUUUACUCUCUCUCUUUCUCUCUCUCUCUCUCUCUAUAUAUACCGGAGGAUGGAAUUCCGGUGCAAGAAACUGACAGUAGUGAACUUAGAUCCAGAGAGAAAAAGAAGUGGUGGUUUGAGGACAAAACAAGCAGGGAGAGGAUCGUGUCGUGGUAGUUAGUUUCUAGGUGAAGGAAAAACAAAACAUGUUUCUUCUUUGGUUUUGAGAGUUACCCUUUUGUUCAUUCUUAGUUCUGAAUGCUACUUUGAAUCCAUUGGUUUGGAAAAAGUGAAAAUUUGAGAUAAAAUAUGGGGUUUUUGUUGAAAGAAGCUUUGAAGACUCUUUGUGCUAGGAAUCAAUGGUCUUAUGCUGUUUUUUGGAAGAUCGGUUGCAAUAAUUCAAAGCUGUUAAUCUGGGAAGAUUGCUACUAUGAACCUUUGCCAUCAACUUUCCUUCCGCAAAAUGUUGGAACGUCUAAUUUGCCUUACCAAGACAGGGAAGGGUGCUGGUUUUCUUCCGAUUCUCAGCUAAGGAUUCAAGAGGACGAUAGAGUCUGCUCAUUGAUUAACAAAAUGAUGGUGAAUAAUUCUGUCAAUGUUGCUGGUCAAGGGAUACUUGGACGGGCUGCAUUCACAGGAAAUCAUCAAUGGAUUCUUUUGAACAAUUUCAUCAAAGACGUAUAUCCACCAGAGGUAUUAAAUGAGGUGCAUUGCCAAUUUUCAGCUGGAAUGCAGACAGUGGUGGUUAUUCCUGUGCUUCCCCAUGGGGUUGUUCAACUUGGUUCUUUCUUGCCGAUAAUGGAGAAUAUCGGAUUUGUCAAUGAUGUGAAGAACUUGAUCUUUCAAUUGGGACAUGUUCCCGGUGCACUUCUAUCCGAAGACUAUUCAACAAGACUUUCAAGUGAAAGACACACCGGAUCUGUGACUGAUUCUGUUCCUGUGUCUUCUAAUCCACACGUCAUUACCUCAAACUGCGUUCCCUUAGUAGCUAAUGGAUCGAACCAACCAAGUAAUUCAUUGAAUAGUACAAUGCCUGUUCUAAGGGGAGAAAUAAAUAGUUACCAUAGUUCUGUAUGGACACCUCAAUCCCAAAACCUAAACCAGAUAUUUGAUAGCAUUUGCCAACCAAAGGCUCAACGAGAGAAUACAACUGUGAAGGCUGAAGCUGAAGUCAUACCUGCAAGUCUUGAUUCUUCAUGUCUGCAACGGCGUUCUGUUUCAUAUAACGCAAGAUCUGCAUUCAAUGAAUUAACUGAUUCCAAUCUGAAUGGUUUCGGUCUUAAACAAAUGGAGCAACAAGUCUUAUCAGGUAUUGGGAGGCAAAGUCACGGUAACCCUAAUAUGAAUCCAUCAUCAAGUGUCUUCAAUAUGUCUCAACCGAAAACCGAUGGUGGUAAAAUUUAUUAUCAGAAUUCUAACAACACUUCACUUCUUGGAGGAAUCCCAAUUUGUAGUAGUGGGAUGAAUAGUAAUAUUUUAAGGACAAAUAUGAUUAACUGCUCAGUUUCAAACCUUCCUGAAUUAUCCACUACCGAUUUUUCUGGAAAACAAAAAGUAGGGUUUGGAAUUCAAAACAAUAAUUCAACUAAAGCUGCCAAUCACAUGCAUCUAGAAGGCUCUUAUCAGAAGAAUCUUCCAGUUGAUUUAAAGCAUGAUCAAGAUGCUUUGGCUACCUCGGAUCAAAGGAUAGAUGAUUUGCUUCAGUCCCUGAAGAUUCCAUCACCGUCUCUUUAUCGUGAGGAGCAUGUGUCUAUGAAUGAUCACAUCCCUGAUUUUCUUCGUGAUUGCCUCGAUAAAGAUGUUACUAACCAACACAUGAAGACAAAUUUUGAACACGGAGAAGCUUGUACGCAACUUUCAUCGGGUGAUGAUGACUUGUUUGAUGUCUUGGGCAUGGACUUCAAAAUGAAACUGCUGAAUGGAAACUGGAAUACAUUGUUUGCGGAUGAAUUGGAUGGCAAUGCAGAAACACUGGAUAAAAAGGCAAUGUCUACGAAUUUUCCGAUUGUAGGUCACGAUAAUAUUUAUCCGGUUAAUGAAGCAAUAUCAGGCAAUGGCAUCUUCUCAGGAACAAAAUCUGAUCACCUCUUAGAUGCCGUGGUCUCGACGACUCAAUCUGUUUCCAAUCAGAAUUCUGAUGAAACGUCGUGCAGGACCACAGUAACAAGGAUUAGUACCGCAUCUGUACCAUCUACCAGCAUGCAAAUUAUGCGCGAUCAUGUUAGUCAGGGGGGGUUGUUUGAUUUUCCCAAGACGGAGGUCAAAACAAGCCCUGCGGAAACAAGUUCUAUUAGAUCUGGCUGCAGCAAAGAUAAUGUUGGAAACUGUUCUCAAACCACUUCAAUAUAUGGUUCUCAACUUAGUUCAUGGGUGGAGAGUGGUAGCAGCAAUGUGAAGCGUGAAAAUAGUGUUUCAACUGGAUACUCUAAGCGACCAGAAGAAGUUUCCAAAUCAAACCGUAAAAGGCUUAAACCUGGAGAGAACCCAAGGCCUCGACCCAAAGAUCGCCAAAUGAUUCAAGAUCGCGUGAAAGAGUUACGUGAAAUUGUGCCUAAUGGAGCAAAGUGUAGCAUAGACGCUCUUCUUGAAAGGACCAUCAAACAUAUGCUUUUCUUGCAAAGUGUAACAAAGCAUGCUGAUAAGCUGAAACAGACGGGGGAAUCCAAGAUUGUUAGUAAAGAAGGUGGAUUGUUGUUAAAAGAUAACUUUGAGGGAGGGGCUACAUGGGCAUAUGAGGUUGGCUCACAAUCAAUGGUUUGCCCUAUCAUAGUUGAGGAUCUUAAUCAUCCCCGUCAGAUGCUAGUCGAGAUGCUUUGUGAGGAAAGGGGUUUCUUUCUGGAAAUAGCCGACUUAAUCAGAGGAUUAGGGUUAACCAUCUUGAAAGGGGUCAUGGAAGCUCGCAAUGACAAGAUCUGGGCACGCUUUUCUGUUGAGGCAAAUAGGGAUGUAACAAGGAUGGAAAUAUUCAUGUCACUAGUUCGACUUUUGGAGCAAACAGCAAAGGGAGGCGCAGCUUCAUCAAAUGCUCCAGUUGAUAACAUGAUGGUUUAUCAUUCUAUCCCACAACCCACCUAGUUUUCUUGGUCUGGAAUGUUGUUGAGAGCACAUAUGCUUGCCAUGAUUGACAUCAAAUCUAGUCUUAUUAGACUUCAGGUGAUAUUAACUUUCUCUAACCGCAGUUAGUGAAGAGCAUCUCAAGAUUAAUAUGCCUUCUGUACUUUGCCAAGAUAGCGUGAUACGUUAGGCAACUAUUAGUUAACUUGCAUUUUCUUUUUCUUUGCUGUAAUUUGAUUGGUGUGUUGGUGUUAUGAUUCAGAUGUAUAGAUAUUGUAGGAUUUGGACAUAAGGGGGGUUAAGGUGUUUACCAUCAUCAGCCUAUGCAAUUAUUCUUCUUUUUGACCUUUUUUUCUUUCUUCGAGUAGUGAUAUUUUGUUGUGUUAUAAAAUACUAAUGUUAUAAAUAUUAGCUUUGUGUGGUUUGUAUU